AUGUCGGGACUGGCGAAGUUCGUCGACCUCCAUGGGACCAUUGGAGCGUUGGAACUCGGGUCGCUAUUCUCGAUGUUUUUGUUCGGGGUACUGAGCGUCCAAUUGCACCUCUACUACCAACGAUUCCCAGAUGACCGAUGGUACUACAAAUGGAUGGUCGCACUUAUGUGGGUCCUCGAACUAGGCCACACAUUCUGCAUAUCAGCCGAAGUCUACCACAUAACAAUCUCAAGAUACGGCGACAUCCUAGCCCUAAUCGACCUCCCCUUCCUCCCAUGGACAGUCUUCAUCACCGCAACAAUCACUAGCUUCACCCAUAUCUUCUACUCCCUCCGCGCCUGGGUCGUCAUCUCCAAACCAUGGUGCUACAUCGCGCCCCUCUGCCUCCUCGCCACCACCGCCCGCUUCGCAGGGAGCAUCUGGGCCGGUAUCGGCGCCGUCAACGCAGCCAACGUCCGAGAGUACCAGCGGAACCUCUCGUGGCUCGUCUUGACGUUACUCUCGAGCUGUGCGGCCAUCGACGCGAUUUUGGCGAUUGCGAUGGUGUCUUGGUUGUGGAGGAGGAGGAUAAAGACUUUCGCCAGGUCUACACGCCUCUUGGAUAGAAUCAUGCACUUUACCAUCGGGAGCGGAUUCUUACUAAGUGUGUGCACUGUAGUCUUGGCCAUCUCGUUCGAUCGCCUUCCGGAUACGAUGAUCUGGAUCGCCAUCUUCGCAUGCCAGGCUAAACUCUAUUCCAACAGCGUCCUCGCCUCGCUCAACUCGAGAGCAAGCCUCCGAGCAGGCAGACCCGACUACUCAACCGGCUCCAACCACGUCCAACUCUCAUCCGCAAGUCGACACCGAGAAGUGACAAGCGGUACCGGUACCCAACCCGUCGUGAUCUCUGUAGAGAUGAAGUCGACGACACACCGAACAGUCGACGAGCCCUACUACGCCGAUAAGACGGUGGACCAAACGCUAAGGUUCCACGACGUGGAGCGAUAUGGCAACGGCGGUGCCCCAAAACCAUUCUGA
Coprinopsis cinerea okayama7#130 is the source of this 1017-nucleotide messenger RNA. RefSeq lists its product as hypothetical. The transcript has 12 exons. The coding region runs from base 1 to 1017 and encodes 338 amino acids. Lineage: Eukaryota; Fungi; Basidiomycota; Agaricomycetes; Agaricales; Psathyrellaceae. The record is from RefSeq and is a predicted model, not a curated record.